AUGGACCAGGACUCAUGUGAGUGGCAGUGUUAUCUGGACAACAACUGCGUCAGCAUAAACUUACAGUUUGAAGGAACAGAACGAAACUGCGAGUUGAAUAAUUCAACUCAUAAUGAACACCACGAGGACUUUAUCGGAGCAGAGGGCUACUUUUAUCGUGGAACAGAAGUGAGUUCAUGUUAUUAUAUAGUUUGUACUUUACUUAUCCAUUUCGAGUUGAUGUAACACCAAACAAGUUUUAAGGUUUCGGUUCCGCACAAGCGACUCGUUGGAUUGUAAUAGUAUGCUUCCAGAAGUUUCACAAUAGAGGGGAGGAAGCCACGCGCGCGCCCAAACCCCCCCCCCCCUCUCCCAGGCUACUUUCCUAUCAAAUGCGUUACAAGGGAGAGUACAAUCAGAGCGGCCUCAAAUGCAGCUUUCCUCGAGUCUUUCAAUCGACGUUUUCAUGUGAAUUCACGAAAAAUUGUUUAAUUCAGUUCGUCAAUGUUUGUUCAAUUUCUGCGACCACCCAAUUUAUACUUAGAUGAGCGACUUCCUUUCAAAACUUGCCACCAUGAAGGGUUGUCUUGCACUGAUUUGUUGAUUUGAUUUGAUCUUAUUUGAUUUUAUUUGAUUUUAUGAACAAAUUAGUGUGUAGCAAGCAAGAAAAACUUACACUAUUUUUCUGUACAACUUUUUCUGUUCGGAGUUUGUUUCCGGCAUUUAUCAGAUCAGGUCUUUUUUUUCAGCCUAACGCCUAUCCUUACUUCAGUUUAACAGAUUUAUAAUGAAGUCAAGGAAGCUGUCUGCUGAUAGAAAUUUUAAAUAAUUAAUAAAUCUGAUACAUGACAAAUCCCGUGCUUUACCUCAUAUUUCUCAGAAUGCUUGCGGUGGUUCACCCUGCAAGAACAACGCAAUUUGCCAAUCUGGUUUCACAAGCAAAAGGUAUCGCUGCUUAUGUAUUUCUGGAUAUACAGGCCAUGACUGUGGAGAAGGUAAAUGGAAAAGAGCUGGUUACUAAUGCACUAAUGCACUCACUAUUGCUUUACCAUUGCAAUAAACCACGCAGUAUAGUUGGCAAACACUACAAAAUCUAAAGUUGUUAUAUUAGUAUUAUGAGUAUUAUUCUGUCGUCCAAAGUGUGUUAUGCUGGUAAACCGACAGAGAGUGUUGUAAUAGUUAAAAAAAAAAGGAAAAAGCAAUAGCUAUUAUACGGAAGUUGUGUUUCACUUUUUUUUGGUUGAGCAAUUGGAAAGAGCUUAGUGUCUCCUGCAGCUACCCUAAGAGUUGUUGCCACACGGUGGUUUCAAUUAGUAAACCACAAACCGCAAACAGACACAAGUGUACAUAUAAAAGUGACUUUUGAAAAAACCUGCGAGUAAUCAUUAUCAAAGGAAAUUCCGUUUGCCCCCAUUAAAAUUUUGUGUUCCGCAUUGUUUUCAAUAUCUCUGGGACCCGAAAUCGUCCAAACCAUAGAAAAAAUGCUUACAAAAAUCUUAAAACGAAAAUCAAGGUGUAUCAUGGGAGAUUUGAAAAAGCAGAAUGCAUGAUUCCGCAAUUUCCAGUAGGUUCUACACAGGCUUGGUUUGUGUGACAAUUUUCUAGAACAAUAAUCUGAACCUUGAGCUCUCUAUCCUUCAAUAAAUGAAAAAGAAAGAAAAAACAUGAAUCUCGCCAUUAAAAUGGAGUGAUGAAAGCUGUGAAAAAAAGAGAAUCUGGAUUUAACAAUUAUGACCAACUUUUGAUCAUGGUCAAUUGGCGUGCAUACAAAAUCAUAUAAACUGGUUGACCAUUGGCUGUACAUGAACUGAACAUAUUAAUCAACUUGCAAUUGUCUCUCACAGAUAUCGAUGAGUGCUCUCAAGUAAACGACUGCAGUGAACAUGCUAAUUGCCACAAUACCGCUGGAUCUUAUGACUGCAUAUGCCGAGAGGGAUAUUGUGGAGACGGAUACACCUGCGAGAAGGCUGGUAAAGACUGUUCCUUUAAGAAGAUGGUCUAUAACCAUAUGAUAUUGGCCUGUUGGAUAAAUUAGUAAAAGACAAAAUGUUGUACUAAAUGCAACACAGACAGCGUCAUUGUUGAUCAAUUGUCGGAAUCCAGUAUUGCACCGAUUUUAGUUCGCUUUACGCCGCUAUAAUUGGUCAAAAAACUCGCUUCACCUUCUCGAUCCAACAAAAGUAAAAUGAAAACAAAAGUCAAGACUCAAUCAGUUGGACACAAUACGAUAUAUACAAGUUUUAAAUUUGCACCUGUCUAAGCACUUAUGAUCAGUCAGCAGCGAUGCAACUGUACAAAAAGAGAACGCCCGCUACGAAACAAGCUGAAGGACCCUUUUACUUAAUAAUCGGCUUUUAAAUCCACUAACGAUUUUUUUUUCAGAGUUCGUCAUCGAGUCAACGAUAUUAUCAGACAAUGAAUAUUACCGCAGUCAUCUGUAUAGAUUCCUGGUUCCAGCUGUUGGGAACGUUUCUCAAUGGUCGUUUUGCUUUCGCGCUUCCCUUGGAGAUAUCGCAGACUCUACAUUUCACAGGAACUGCGAUGGAAAAAUUGACACUAUCACUAUCAUUAAAGUGAAUAGCUACGUAUUUGGUGGAUAUAUCGACAUUCCUUGGUGUAAGCUAUUGAACCAAUAGACCGCACAUUCUAUCGGUUCACCGGCCGGCGUACUAACCCACGCGGGAUGUUGGGAGAACAAGAGAAAAGUUUGUAAAGCACGAGCCGUGUUCUGCCAACAUCCUACAUGGGUUAGUAAUCCGGUAAACCGAGAGAAAGAGCGGUAUAUUGUUUUUAUAGAAUAAAUUUUAAUUUUCUACGGGUUUAACAGUGCAAUUAAGGAUAGGUUUUUGACCAAUCAGGAGGCUCGUGGUAAUUUCUCAGUUAUUUUAUAACAACAGACAACUUUUUCGCUAGAAUUCCAGACUCAAUGAUGGAAUUAAACUCUUCUGGGAUUAUCUACAAUCCCAGAAGAAGUCAACCCUGGGUCCAUAAUGAUUACACGAGAACACAAAGUGGGCCCAUCUUACCGCCUCGAGAUUUCACGCUUUCAUCCCGUGAAAAACUACUUGUAAUCUGCCUACAUACCUGGUGAAUUCUGGGAACUUCUUUAAAGUUACAAGAACAAACAUCUGCGGUGUAAUUGCACAAGAUAAGAACCUCGGCUUUAUUGCUUUUUAACAUAGCGCAGUAUCCAAUCCUCCAAAUAAACUCACUGAGCUCUCCGUGCGCACCACUUGCUUGGGUCGUUCAGGAUGACGAAACUGAGAUUAUUUCACAAAUAAAUGAAGGGGUGACUGUGGUGCUGCGUCGGUGAGAGAGUAUAGCAGGUAAUUUAGUGUUAACAACUAAGUUGAAAACGUGAAUUAGCCACCGUAAAGGGUAAAAAAGUUGACGUUUCGAGUGUUAGCCCUUCGUCAGAGCGAUCUGACGAAAGGGCUAACGCUCACGCUCGAAACGUCAGCUUUUUUACCCUUUACGGUGGCUAAUUUACGUUUUCAACUCAGUUGUUAACACUAAAUUACCUGAGAUUAUUUCACACUUUAACAAGGUCAUACCUAACCAAAGGUUGAGAGUCCCCUUUUUGAUGUGUUCCGGUGACCGGUUUAAUUCACGCGUUUGACAAUGACGCAUAUAUUUAAACUCAUUUAUACGUUUCAAAUUCGUGAACUGCCUGUGGUAAUAAGGCGCGACGAAAACAGUGUGUAACACAUCCCAGACGGUAGGUACUUUAGCGAAAGAUAAGCCCAUGCUUAAAGUCUUGAAUCUUAUGUCUUAGUUUCUUUGCUUGCUUCAUUUUGUUUGCUUCUUUCUUUUUUCUUGUACAACUCGGCGUGAUUCGUUAAAAAGUGAACACACUGAAUUCACUUGGACCCAUUUUUGCAGUUUCAGGUGACAGAAAGGAAAAGUAUGGCAAGACACCCAACGCUUUCAUUUUCUCUUUAAAUAACAGCGAACAAACUAGAGCUUUUAAAAGCAUGGUACGAAACUCAGAAAAGGCCACUUCUAAUCAUAUUUACCUUGGACCAACGUUUGGGAAUAAAGACAUCCGAAUAGAUAGAUAUCCCAGCAAAUCCAGAGAUAAAACUAGUUCAGUCGCAAAUUUCGGUAAUGACUACUUCCUUCCAAGUAACGUCACUAUUCAAAACUCUCAAACCAUCCUGGCAGGUGUCAAAAAUUUCAGACCAGACGAACUCGAGGUUUUCUACCUAACCAAGGAGCUCUGCCGUCAAACAAAAGUAAGUCCCCCCUGA
Messenger RNA from Pocillopora meandrina, 4229 nucleotides. The record is from the annotation of a GenBank genome assembly. NCBI's taxonomy places the organism in Eukaryota, Metazoa, Cnidaria, Anthozoa, Scleractinia, Pocilloporidae.